AUGGAUCUGAACUACAGUUCUCCUUACAACGACCAAGUAACUACAAAUGUCACCACACCAGGGAUCCCCAUAAACCCAGACCUCCGAAGCAGAGUGGACGUCUUCCUCGCCUGUAUCUGUAUCCUCUGUAUGUGUCUUGGAGUUCCGGGCAAUCUCCUUGCUCUCAUCCACUUUAUCUGCGAGCACAGAUCCCUUGCGAACCCGAGGAAGGCCAAAAUGAGGAGCAAGAAAAUGUUCUUCACGGAUAUCUACCUGGUGGUAGCAAUGUGUGACUUACUAGUCUGCUUCUCCUUGCCUGCUCAGAUUGAAAGCUACUUCUCAGGACGAGAUAACCCUGUCCUCUUCUCAAAUCACGUGUUCUGCAACGUGUGGGGUGCUCUCUGGGAGGUUCUCCCUUACUUCAGUGUCUUCCUAGUUGGGUGCCUCAGCAUCUCCAGACUCAUGACCUUACUCUAUCCUCUUGUUGUCUUUAACAGGAGGGUCACUGUGGUGAUUUUUACUGGUUUCAUGGUGCAGCUCAUUCUAACCAGGCUGGUUCCCAUUCUCACUGAUAACGGACAUUUCAAGUACGGAUCUGAUGUGAACUACUGCUUUCUUCGUGCUGAUAACUGGAUGUUCCUGUCUAUAACCUGCGCUGUGCAGAUGGCACUGCCAAUCCUUCCUAUCUUCCUAAGCUGCCUCAUGACAAUCUUUAAGCUGCACAACUUGAAAAAGUUGGGAGCGGGAAGUACGAAGAAGCACAACGAUGCGACUGUAACGGUCAUCAUCUUCACCUCCAUUUACCUUCUCUAUAACCUUCCAAUCUUCAUCAACUAUAUCUACUUCAUGAGAUGCUGGAUAAAUGAGGAGAACACCUAUCUGGAACAGUAUGGUCAUCCUUUUAUGUACUGGUACUCCUGGAACAUCACUUUCAUCAUCUGUAUCGCUAUGAACUCCACUUCCAACCCCAUACUCUACUUCUUCCGCAUGUCUUGUUUCAAAGCAUUUGUUUUAAGGAGUCAUAAGGAGGGACGUGGACUUUAUAGACAAUUCUCUGGUAUUCUCCCUAAGAGAGCAUCUAAGAAGUCGACAUCAUUACCUUCUGAUGUCAGUCCAGAGUCGUUGGAUUCCAGCAAAACUACCAGCCAGAUUAAUAGUGAUAAUGGAGUAUGAGAAGACAGAUACUGUCAUCUUAGUUGAACAGGAUCCUAAUCAGUAUAAUCUUAGUUUCAUCUUUGAGAAAUCCCAAGUCUUGAAGUUAAUCCACAGUUUGUGGUUUUAAGUGAAUUCUAUUUGUUGGCUUUCAUUUCCAAUUAUGUUUUGUAUUUGUAAUGGAAGCUGAAAUCGCAGUGGGUUUUUAAAUGAUCUCGCCAUUUAAAUGCUAUUAAAUACUGUUUUGAUUUAUUAUUAUACA
Molecule: messenger RNA, 1393 nt
Organism: Bolinopsis microptera
Lineage: Eukaryota; Metazoa; Ctenophora; Tentaculata; Lobata; Bolinopsidae
Product: lysophosphatidic acid receptor 4-like
Exons: 1
Coding region: 1-1152 (383 amino acids)
Cellular component (GO): membrane
Source: RefSeq, a predicted model, not a curated record